AUGCUACUAUCGUGCCUAUUAUUGCUUCUAUCCUGCCUGCCCAUCAAGGCAGCAAAAGCUGAGGACAAUGAGAAGCCAUUUUGUGCAGUCAUGAACCCCCUAACGGGUACUUAUAUUGACCUCUCGCAGCUGUCUACUAGCCCUAAUGAAGAAUUCCAGAUGACCCAGAGAAGGAACAACAAGAAGACUAAGAGCAACAAGACUCGUUGGCUAGUGAAGGACUGGGAAGGCAAGACAAAUUUCACACUCAGUGUGUGCUCAUCCCCAGUGGUGAGCAAGGAAGAGAAAGACCAACUAUCCAACACCACAGGCGCUUUCUAUGUGGUGAACGACACCGAACAUGGUUAUACCAUGAAAUAUGUAUCGAUCGGUGACUUCAGUAGUGAACCUCGCCUAACUGGUAUAUAUGACACAAGAGUGCUCACAUUGAAGUACGAAAAUGGGUCAAUGUGUCCCAACGGCAAAGAUCGUAAAGCAACAUUGUUAAACUUCAUAUGUGACAAGACUGUGAGCUCAAAAGCACAGAUUUCAUACGUUGGAAACCUCCAUGAGUGCUCUUACUUCUUCGAGAUUAGAAGCGUCUAUGCUUGUCCGACAUCAAACAAGACUAACGAAGUCAACGUUUAUGGUAUCUUCAUCAGUAUCAUUGUCAUCUUCUUUAUGGUCGAAUAUGCCUGCAGGAAGUGGCUGUUCAAGGAUGGAUCGGUGAAAUCUGUAAGACUACAUGACAAUUACUCCUCCUCAACUACCUCUUUUGCAAGAGACGAUAUGAGAUGGGAAAUGAAUAGACACAACCGUAGCUUAUGGAAAACGAUACCGAUGAAAGUUUUUGGUGGGACCUUUAGAUUUGUUGGCAGUGUUGUAGGCGGGCUCCUAACCAAGAACAACUCGAGGGCUCAAUAUUCGGCAGUUUCAACAAACCAACAAAGUCCCUUUUAUAGAGAUAUGGAAGAGCAGAAUGAUAUCCUAGAUAGUCUGGACACGAAUUAG
Messenger RNA from Nakaseomyces glabratus, 990 nucleotides. RefSeq names its product Mrl1p (gene MRL1). The record is from RefSeq and is a predicted model, not a curated record. NCBI's taxonomy places the organism in Eukaryota, Fungi, Ascomycota, Saccharomycetes, Saccharomycetales, Saccharomycetaceae.